This is a messenger RNA of Agelaius phoeniceus (red-winged blackbird), 2048 nucleotides long. It is a transcript of the gene PLSCR1, whose product is annotated as phospholipid scramblase 1. Gene Ontology annotation, cellular component: plasma membrane. Gene Ontology annotation, molecular function: phospholipid scramblase activity. Lineage: Eukaryota; Metazoa; Chordata; Aves; Passeriformes; Icteridae. The record is from RefSeq and is a predicted model, not a curated record. Gene Ontology annotation, biological process: plasma membrane phospholipid scrambling.
UCGAAAUGAAGUAGUUAGAAGAAUAAUAACAGACAAAUUAUACUCAUGGUUUAACUUGAAUUGGAUUAUUUCUAGAGAACAACUAGAUUUUUUUUUUUAUUUAAAGCUUUCAAUCUUAUUAAAAAUGAGUGCCUGUAGCAUUCUUUUUUACAGUUCCAUGUUUUGAUCUCCUGGCUGUUUUGGAUCUGUCUGUAAUAGCAGUUGCUGCUGUUGUCUUGCUUCACUCAUUACCCCAGAGAAAGAGAUAACUCUCAAGGUUUAAGCGGUAUCAAAUUACAAGCAGAUCUUCAGCAAUGCAAGGACCUCCACCUGCCACAGCACCUGGAAUGCCCUAUGGCUCCCCUCAGCAGGUCCCUGGGGCUUACCAAGGUGCAGGGAACUAUGGAUUCCAGGCACAGCCCAUGGGGUUCCCAGGUGGAUUUGUCCCUCCACCUGUCCAGAGCCAGCCCACCAUGGAUGGGACCAUCUGGAUGCCUAUCCCUCCUUCUAUUCCCAACUGCCCUCCUGGACUGGAGUACCUCACACAGAUUGACCAGAUAUUAAUUCAUCAGCAACUUGAAGUUCUUGAGAUUGUGACUGGCUUUGAAGAAAACAACAAAUACGAGCUGAAGAACGCCCUGGGGCAGAGGGUGUACUUUGCAGCAGAGGACACUGAUUGCCUGACCAGGAACUGCUGCGGGCCCUCCCGGCCCUUCACCAUGAGGAUAACUGAUAACCUGGGCCGUGAGGUGAUAAGGCUGCACAGGCCCCUGCGCUGCAGCGCCUGCUGCUGCCCCUGCUGCCUGCAGGAGCUGGAAGUCCAGGCACCUCCAGGAACAAUAGUUGGUUAUGUUGUCCAGAACUGGCAUGUCUGCCUGCCAAAGUUUACCAUUCAAGAUGAGAAAAGAAAGGAUAUUCUGAAAAUUAAUGGCCCAUGUGUUGUGUGCCGGUGUUGUGAGGACAUUCAUUUUGAGGUGAUGUCUCUGGAUGAGACUUGUCCUGUUGGGAGGAUUUCUAAGCAGUGGACUGGUAUGGUGAGGGAAAUGUUUACAGACACAGAUAACUUUGGAAUCUCAUUCCCAAUGGACCUUGAUGUGAAAAUGAAAGCUGUCAUGAUUGGUGCUUGCUUCCUGAUUGACUUCAUGUUUUUUGAGCAUAGUGGUAAUUAAGCAUCAGCAAGCAGGAGUUUUGGUAAUGAAAUCUAGAUGUUCUCUAUGGAAGGAAGAAGAACAUGGAUCUCCCAGCUUUCCAAUGAAUUGCUGACCUCCAGUAAGAAUAUGAGAAAUGUACAUGUUAUAGUUACAUUUCUGUAAGCUAAAAGCUUUAUGGUCUUAUCUAUUAUUUUUUUAAUAUGGUGAAAUAAUUUGUAGUAUUCAAAUAAGAGCUCUUUAUCUGGACAGAUCAAUAAUAUCAUUUAGAGAAAUGUAUAGCAACCUUUUUUUCCCCCAAGAACUCUACAAUUUUAAAGUAACUAAUUAUAGUAGUUAUUUAUAACUACUAUAAUAAUACUUUGAUUCCUAAAAGAGAGGACUAAUUCUAUAUUCAAUAUUAAUAAUAACCUAAGCCUAAUAAGGAGACACUGAUAUUUUCCUGGGUAUUCUUCUUUGGUAGUUUUGCCUUGGUGUUCACAUUCUGUUGUUUCCAUCUAUCAAAUAUAUACAUUCAGAGCAAAGGAAUGCACUUGAACAGAGCUAUCUGGAAUGAGUGUAAAAUAUAGUUACUCUGGUGUCCUGGGUGUGUGUGAGCUGGAGUUUAUUUCCCCAGCAGCCCUCACAGAGCUGUGCUUUGCCCUGCUGAGAGCCCAGCAGUGUUUUGGUGCAGCUGAGCAGUGCUGGCCCAGCUCUUUCUCUCCAGCAUUCCACCUUAUGGUGGUGUUUGAGGGUCCCAGGAUGAGGGAAGAGAUGACAAUCUUGACUCCAUGUUUCAGAAGGCUGAUGUAUUAUUUUACAAUAUAUAUUGUAUUAAAAGAAAAUGAUAUCUUAAAACUAUACUAAAGAAAGAGAAGAAAGGAGACAUCAGAAAGCUAGAAAGGAAUGAAUAAUAAAAACCUGUGACUGACCAGAAUCCCA